This is a messenger RNA of Mya arenaria, 2454 nucleotides long. RefSeq lists its product as uncharacterized. The record is from RefSeq and is a predicted model, not a curated record. NCBI's taxonomy places the organism in Eukaryota, Metazoa, Mollusca, Bivalvia, Myida, Myidae. Bases 146 to 1528 code for a protein of 460 amino acids. Gene Ontology annotation, molecular function: nucleic acid binding. Gene Ontology annotation, biological process: DNA integration. The transcript has 5 exons.
AAAAUAAUAACCGCUCCCUGAACCGGUGUUGACAAAUUUGAUACUACGAAAACUAAUCCGAUCAUGUGGAGAACAACAAACAACAACACAUUAACAAUUAAGUAUACAUGACAAGGAAAUAGGAAGACCUUGACUCUUUCCAACAAUGAAUGUUGAGGAACAGCUAUCCUGCAUCAAAGAUCUCUGCAGACAGAAGAUACUGCAUGUGAUUCAGAGUUUAGAGAAUGCCCGCACUCUCAACAUUACUAUAGAGCUACAAGAGAUAUUAAGAUAUUUGUUACAGUUAUCCAGCUUAACUUGUAUAAGAAGCUGUAUAGUAUUUGUUCAAGAAGCUCUUCAGAUCCUAGAACAGUUACCAACAGAGAAUGAAAUUUCGGAAAUAGAAGUUUGUAAAAGACAAGGUAGAAAAUAUGAUAUCCCUGGUGAAACACUGCAGUAUCUAAUUGAAUCCGGACUGAGAGUAAAGGAAAUUUCAGAAUUACUAAAUGUGAGUAAGAGAACAGUUGAGAGAAGAAUGGAAGAGUUCAACCUGUCAAUCAGACAGACUUAUAGCAAUUUAUCUGACAAUGAUUUAAGGCAAGAGGUUGAAGAGCUCUGUUCCAGUUUUCCAAAUGUUGGGUACAGAACUAUUCAGAGUCUUCUUCUUUCACAAGGAUUGAAGGUACAGGAGUUAAGAGUAAGGCAGGCUGUAAGAGAGUGUGAUCCUUGUGGGGUUUUGUUUCGCAAAGUUUUCCUGACUUCAUGUAGAAUACAGAGAAGAACUUACUCUGUUAGUGGUCCUCAAGCCCUUUGGCAUAUUGAUGGAAACCACAAGUUAAUAAGAUGGCGACUUGUUAUACAUGGAGGAAUAGAUGGUUACUCCAGGUUCCCAGUAUAUCUGAAUGUCAGCAAUAAUAACAGAGCAGACACCGUUCUAUAUGCCUUUUUAGAGGCUGUACAGCAGUUUGGUUUGCCGAGAAGGGUCCGAUCUGACAAGGGUGGUGAAAAUGUCUUAGUGGCUGAGUACAUGGUUGAACACCAACCAAUAGUCAAUAGACCAUUUAUUGCAGGGAGGUCUGUUCAUAAUCAAAGGAUUGAAAGGUUGUGGAGAGAAGUGUGGGCUGGCGUCACAAGCUUGUACUAUGCCAUAUUCUACGGCCUAGAAAAUGAGGGUAUCCUGGAUCCCACCAGUGAGGUACACAUAAUGAUGCUACACCUCGUCUUUGUUCCACGGAUACAAACCCAUUUAAACCGAUUUGCAGAGGCACUGAGGCGGCGUCCACUUAGAACAGAGAACAACCGUACUCCUCUUCAACUGUGGAUGACUUCUAGACAUCCACCCACUAAUGAACAGGUCGAUACAGAUGUUUAUGGUAUAGACUACAACCCAGAGACAGUGUUAUUCCACCAGGAAUCAGUUGAAGUUCCAGCUACCAUGGAAAUAGGCGAUGAUCACAGACAGCGGAUACAAGAUAUUCUUCAAAAAGAUUCAAACAACUUAGGUGUUGAUAUUUACAAAGAAAUACUGGAAUUUUGGACUGUAAAUUGAUUUAAGUGCACUGUUUCUAAGGGGAAUUUAAUAUUCUCAAAGAAUGAUACGAUUCUGUCAAUAAUUAAAUGUAUAAAAAGAAAAUGAAACAUUUGGACACCUAACCCCUUUGUAUAUUUUGACUGAGUUUGAUGACUUUGGAAAUUGGUUAAAUUUGUAUUUGAGUUAAUGUCAUAAGGACAUCAGUCAACAUCACAGAGUUCAAGCCUAUAUUUUAUAGACAAAAUUUGCUUCAAGUGAUGGACUCAUAAAUGCAACCAUUAUUAUUAUGUAAAGAGAAAUAUGUUGGCUAUCAGAUUAUGCCAGUAAUAGUUCUGUAUCAGUUUUCAUGUAGUCAAAAUGUUCAAUUUACAAAAGGAAGGGGUCCAAAUUAUGAAACAGUUGAUGUUAUGUUUUUAAAGAAAUAAUUAAAGCAUUGCAAUAUUAAUCUUUUAUACUUACAGUUUCAACUAAAAACACUGUAUAUUGUCAUUCAUAAUAGAAAAUGCUUUUUUUAUGAAGAUAUUCGGGAAAAAAAUGACCGGUUAUUAUUAUACAUGUAUAUUUAUGCUCAACAUGAUUAUAAAUCCUAACACAUGUUUGUAGUGUUUUGAUAGAUUUGUGAGAGUAUUAAGCAUUUAAAUGCCUAUUGAACAGUAUUUAGUUAUUAAAGUGUUUAUCCAAGAGAACAAUGGAAAUACAGCAACAUUUUAAUUGUAAAGUUGCCUUUCAAAAUUAAUUAUCUAGUUUUUAAACAUGCAUAUUUUAUGCUUGCUUAUUAGCUGUGCUGAGCACAAAGUGCUCAAGGGUGAGCUAUUGUUGUCAGCUGUUGUCCAAUGUCAUGCAUCCAACAAAAAUUUAUUUCAAACGACAUCUACUUAAGCCACUCCAUCUAAAUCACAGGACCUUUGUUCUUCAAACUUUACAUAAAUGUUUCGUUGAUGGUA